CUCCACUAAGGAAAAUGGCUUCAGGCAGUCUUUUGUCUCAUACGUGCACCAGAUUCCCAGAUCGGGCAAAUGCUUGAAAUCUCAAUAUCUGAAUUGAGAAACACAGUGACAGAACUGGAAAAGAGACUUAACAGUGUUGAAGAUGAAGGUAAUGAAUGGAAAACCAGAUACGAGACACAAGUAGAAUUGAAUAGACAGCUAGAAAGACAAAUUAUUAAACUUCAAGACAAGAUGGAGCUUUUUCGUGGAAAUCCAACAGGUAAAAAUAAAUUGUCCUCUGUUCGUACCUUUGAUCAAAUGCCCCUGGGUUCCUUAAAGCAGCUCCUUAAGCAACUAGAAGAAGAAAAGAAAAGUCUCCAGAACCAGCUAAAAGACUAUGGACUUAGACUGGAACAAGAAGCCAAGGCUUACCACAAAGCCAAUGAUGAGCGGCGCGUGUACCUCUCAGAGAUCUUACAGAUCUCAGCUACGCUUAAAUUUCUUGAAAGGCAAAAGCCUGAUGCAAUGACAGGGAAGAAAGAAAACAAGAUACUGAAAGGAAGGUGCAGUGUUCCAGGAAACCAGAAGAUGGUUGAUCCGAAAAAAGGAGCAAUUAAAAAGACUGUAGGAGUGAAGCAGCUUCCAAAACUAAAGGGCUGAUUUAAUGUUCUUGCCAAGAACUUCCAAUCACUUUUAUUCUUGUUUUUAUAUGUUUAACUAGAAGUUUCUGAAUUGAAAAUGAACAUUUUUGUGCUGUAUUAUGGUAACAAACCCAGACUGGCAUAUCUUCUUGGCAGCCUUAGAGUACGCUGACUCUUUGCUUAAUGGAAUUGUUCUUCUAGUUGCUAUCUCUGUUCUAGUA
Messenger RNA from Tinamus guttatus (white-throated tinamou), 841 nucleotides. Lineage: Eukaryota; Metazoa; Chordata; Aves; Tinamiformes; Tinamidae. The record is from RefSeq and is a predicted model, not a curated record.